CCGUUUUAGUAGACACCAGAAAGGUGUCUAGUUCUUCAUUCAUUCGUUUGACAUUGAGUUAUCGUUGAGAAUCAGUAUGCUUCUAAGCGCAGUGAUAAUUUGUUGUAUGAUAGUUGCGAAUGCGGAGCCACCUUUAAACAGCUAUUCUUUUACUGGCGAUAGCAAUGGGUACGAUUACGGUAAUACCGUUACUAGUAAUGGAUACUUGGGAUCUAAGGAUGGCUAUCAAAACGGUGGAGGAAGCUUUUACGGUACUGGAGACAUCAAUCACAAGUUAUCCAGCCAUGUCGGCAGUCACUCGUUAAUUAACAUCGGCAAUCAGGCUGGCAUCGGAGGAAGUGACGUAGGAAACAGUUACAACGGAUAUUCCGCGAACGAUCACGGGAAUGAGUACGCGGGAUAUGCCAAUAUUUACGGGAAUUCCGCUAGUGAAUCUAACACUACGCCCAAUCGUGCUACGUCUACACUCAGAGGAUAUAUUGGCGCCAACAAUAACGGGGAAUCGACCUUUAACGCGUAUUCGAGCGAUUCAAUUAAUAAAGACUCCGAUUUUGGCCAGUACGCGGCUGCUAGCAGCAGCAGCAGUAAAAAAAUACCCGCUUAUCUCGGAUUCUCCAGGCCAACCCGGGUACCAGACAAUUAUCCCGAAGGCUCUGCUGAUAAUGGGUCACAAGGAUAUCGCGGAUCCGAAAGUGAUCACAUCUACGCGCCUUAUUCAUCAGGCGGUCUGACUAGCGAAUACUUGUUUGGAAAGCAGAAAAACGACCCGUUGAACUUGAAAGGAGGCAACAAGUACAGCGGCGUCUACUCGAUUCCAUCCGAGACGCGUUACACGCGGGGAAACACCGGACACGUGAUCUAUAAUCGCGAUGUACCAUCGUUCGUGUUAGGAGGCUCCAGACUGAGCAGUCUCUUCUCCAAGGCACCUGGUAUCUAUUCUUCAACAAAGUCCAAUAAAUACGGUUCCAAAUACUUGUCCCGCUACGCUCCGAAUAGCGAGGUGACUUACGUAUCGAGAGAACGCGAUAACUAUUACAUGCCUUACGGCAAGGGUGGCAGAAAAGUCAUUGUAAUUAAAGACAAUAACCCGAGUUACACCGGUCGUGUUUAUUCCGACGAGCCGCUUUACGCUGGCAGCGACAGCAGCUACAUUAGAAGUAAGAGCGGUUUUGCGAACGGUUACUCCGCUUCGCCGAAUUUUGAUGGAUACACUGGCAGCAGCAGUUAUGAUGACAGUUCCACUAUGAUCAGAAGAUAUAGAACCAGUAGUGGUCCCAUGUUUAUAAAACCUAUUUAUGCUUAAUUAACUUAUCCUUUUGAUUUAAGUAUUUAAAGAAUAUAGCACAUUAAUGUGUAUUUUUGAUAUUUGUAUAUAUAUU
Messenger RNA from Monomorium pharaonis (pharaoh ant), 1379 nucleotides. RefSeq names its product probable ATP-dependent RNA helicase ddx17. NCBI's taxonomy places the organism in Eukaryota, Metazoa, Arthropoda, Insecta, Hymenoptera, Formicidae. The coding region runs from base 77 to 1303 and encodes 408 amino acids. The record is from RefSeq and is a predicted model, not a curated record. The transcript has 3 exons.